UAGGGAACUUCCAGGGUUCCGUUUUUUAGUGUAACCUAAACAGAAUAAAACUUCUGUUGGAUAAAGUAUCUUUGACGCGUGUCCCUCCUCCUCCUCCUCUGAAGAAACUCAGCGUUGCGCGCAGCAGAGCGGAUGCCUGGAGCGCACAGUUUGCGGUCUGCGUCUCUGUGCGUCAGUGAGUCUGCGCGGCUUCGAUGAGCGACAGCGGGAGGAGGAAGACAGACAGCAGACAGUUACCGUGGCUCAGAGUCGGCUUGGAUGGCAGCGAGCUCCCGCUGAGCGGCAGAUCACCCAAGUGGCGCGUCGGGGGGUGGGUGGGGGGGCUGUGCGUAAAACUCAAAGAGGUCGGGAUGGACGGCAAAGGCACGCUCAAGAUGUUCACCAGGAAGAAACGGGAACUGAUCAAGACGCCAUCCAUCUCGAAGAAGAGCCGAGCAGGAAGCCCAGGGCCGCAGAGCAGCGCCUCGUCUCUGUCCAUUCUCCAGGAGCAGCCUCGGAAAGAUGCAGGCGACGCCACCCUCUCCUCCUCCCCAGCGUCCUCCUCCUCUUCCUCACUGCUCACCCCGACCUCCGCCGGGCACCAGGACCCCUCCCUGUCCUGCCCCGGCACCCCGAGCACCCAGCACGGCAAGCUGGCCGCGAUGCAGGGCGUGGGCUGCCCAUCUCCUGUGGCCACCCUGAAGAGGCCGACCGCCCUCAGCAGACACGCCAGCGCUGCAGGGUUCCCUCUCCAGUCCUGGGUGUUCACUAAGGGUCAGGGCAGAGGGGCUCUGACCCCGACGACUCCGUCUGACGGUCCAGAGAGCACCGCCAUCGAGGUGGAGGACAUCCCGGCUCUGCUGAGGGACGUGGCUCGAUUCGCCGAGGCUGUGGAGAAACUGAAGGACGUUGUUCUGGCUGAAGGUAAGGAGAGUCAGCGGCCGGUGGCCCACGAGUGUUUAGGGGAGGUUCUGCGGGUUCUUCGUCAGGUCAUCAACACGUACCCGCUGCUCAACACCGUGGAGAUCCUCACCGCUGCCGGGAAACUCAUAUCCAAGGUCAAAGGUUUCCACUAUGAGGCUUGUAAUGAAGCAGAUAAAAAGGACUUUGAGAAGGCCAUUGAAACCAUUGCAGUUGCUUUUAGUGGCAAUGUGUCUGAACUGCUGAUGGGGGAGGUGGACAGCAGCACUCUGCUUUCACUGCUGCCCACUGAGAAGAGCAGGUCGAUGGAGAACUUGUACGCUACAACAGGUCAGGGAGGAGACGGAGGACACUUCAGGAGCGACCUGCAGGACAUGGGCAGAGUUGAGGAAGUGGAUGUGAUCCUUCAGCGAAGCGAGGGAGGGGUGGAUUCUGCUCUGCUGUACGCCAAAACCAUUUCCAAGUACAUGAAGGACCUGAUGAGCUACGUGGAAAAGAGAAUUUCACUGGAAUCCGAGUUCUCCAAAGGCCUCCAGAGAUUAUACCAGUCCUGCAAACACAGCAUAACACAUCCCCACAUGCCCCUUUUCUCCAUCUACUCUCUGGCUCUGGAGCAGGACCAGGAGCAGAGCGUUGGGCUGCAGCAGGCCAACACCACCCUGCACAACCAGACCUUCAUCCAGCCUCUGAUGCAGCGCAAGCAGGAGCAUGAAAAGAAGCGUAAGGAGAUCAAGGAGCAAUGGAUUCGAGCAAAAAGGAAACUGAUGGAGUGUGAGGCAAACCUUCGCAAGGCCAAGCAGGCCUACAUGGUCCGCUGCGAGGAGUACGACAAGGCCAAAACAGCAGCCUGCCGGGCCGAAGAGGAGGGAGGAGGAUCUACGGCCAAAUCUGUAGAGAAGAAGAAACGAGUGGAAGAAGAAGCUCGAAACAAGGCUGAUGAAGCCGAGGCCACCUACCGGACAUGUAUAGCAGAUGCCACCACUCAGCAGCUGGAGCUGGAGCACACAAAGGUCACGGUGCUGAGGCAGCUGCAGGACGUCAUCAAGCAGAGCGAUCAGACCCUCCGAUCGGCCACCAUCUCCUACUACCAGCUCAUGCACAUGCAGACGGUGGCGCUGCCCGUCCACUACCAGACUCUGUGUGAGAGCAGCAAGCUGUACGACCCCGGGCAGCAGUACGCCGCCCACGUUCGAGACCUGCAGCUGCCAGAGCAACCAAAUGUCCACUACACCUUCGAGGACUACUCGUCCUCCAGCUUGUCGUCGCACCACGGCCACAGACCGAGGAAUGACAGUUUCAACACAGACACACAUACGAGUCAAACCGACGGUCCGUCCAUCACUGUGGAUCCAGCAGCUGCAGACAACAGAGAUACAGAGGUUCAGCGCAAGAGACAGGGCCACAAGUCCUGGGGUUCAACAGUGAGCGAUGAUAGUGUUGGAGGAGAUGGAGGCCUGGACUCUCCAAAUGCCAGCACAAGUGACAUCAGUAAAAUUCCCCGGACGUCAUCAACUGGAACAAUGUCGUCCAAUGAGGAUGCAGAUGAGAAAGACGGGAAUGUUUCCUCAUUCGAAGCGCCAAAUAUUAACGGCAUGGAUCCAGAUGUGGUCGUCUCCACCAGACCUUUCCGUAACAUCGGCCUCUCCAAAGCAGCCCAGACUCACCGACUGAGGAAGCUUCGGACUCCGGCAAAGUGCAGAGAAUGUGACAGUUACGUUUACUUUCAGGGAGCCGAGUGUGAGGAGUGUUUCCUAGCGUGCCACAAGCGCUGUCUGGAGACUCUGACCAUCCAGUGUGGCCAUAAGAAGCUGCAGGGUCGACUGCAGCUGUUCGGCAGGGAGUUUUCUCAGGUGGCCAGCUGUGCCAGCGACGGCAUCCCCUUCAUCAUCACCAAGUGUAUCUCAGAGAUAGAGAGACGAGCGCUCAAGAUGAAGGGCAUCUACAGGGUGAACGGAGUAAAGACUCGUGUGGAGAAACUGUGUCAGGCCUUUGAGAACGGCAAAGAGCUGGUGGAGUUGUCUCAGUGUUCCCCUCACGACAUCAGCAACGUCCUCAAGCUUUACCUCAGACAGCUGCCGGAGCCCAUCAUGCCGUUCCGUCUGUACAACACGCUGAUGGGUUUUGCCAAAGAGAGUCUGCAGAGUGACGCAGAGUCACCGGAGGCAGAGGAGGCCGAGUCCAGCAGCAGUACCCCAUCAGUGGUCAGGGGGCCGGAGCUGGUGGAUCUGGGCCCCGAUACCGACCCCGAGGUCCUGGUUCUGGUGGACAACCUGAAGGAGCUUCUGAAGGACCUACCCAAGGCGAAUAUCGCAACGCUGCGCUACAUCAUCCGUCACCUUCGAAGGAUCGCAGAGCUGGAAGAAGACAACAAGAUGAGUCCCAGUAACUUGGGGAUCGUGUUCGGUCCGUCCCUGAUGCGUCCCCGUCCCACCGGGGCCACGAUAUCUCUGUCCUCUCUGGUUGAUUACCCCCACCAGGCCCGCAUCGUGGAGGCCCUCAUAGUCUUCUAUUCAUCCAUCUUCCAGUCCAAAAGCUCUCAGUCCAGCAAAACCCGCUCUGUUUCCAACCCACCUCAGCAGGAAAGUGUUGCAGAUGAGAAGAUGGGGAGUCCUGCUGAUGGAGAAGAGGACGGCAGCAAAGAGCAAAACAAGCCAGAUUCUGAGAAAACAGAGGAGGGAUGUGAAAGUUCUUUGGGGUCGCUGGGCUCCAGCGAGCAGCUUCCUGAUUCGGACUCAGAGCUGGAUGAGAGAAACUCCCGCAGCCUGAUGAAGCAGGAGAGCGAGGUGAGCGUGGACGAAGACCAGCUGAGCUACAGGGACAGUCUGGACCUGUCCAGUCACUCUGCAACCCACACCGACCCAGAACAAGAUCCGGAUCAGGACCAGCCAGAGGAAGGAGAACCCCCAGCCCUGCCCAACAGCGGACCCCCAGAUGAUGACACGUCAGCAGAGCAGGAGCUAAGCGCCUCUCUGGCCGAGCUCAAUGUGAACCAGUCCAACAACAACAACAUCCCUCCGUAUUCUCCUGUAGUGACCAUAGCGGGACAUCCAGUGGCACGUCUGUGUGGAAAGAAAUUACCCCUGACGAGAAACCGCGACACUGAGCCUGAGUUUGUCUAAUAUUACCUAAAUCUUUGUGUGUAAAGUCUGUUAAACAAAGUUCAGUGACAGGAAUAUGACUUUUAUACAUUAAAAUCAAGCAAAAUUGAAAACGGUGUUUUGUACAUCGCAAUGAAAUUUUUCAGUUUUUUUUUAUCAAUCUGUGUAGAUGUUUGCAACUGUAUUGAUCUAUACUGGCAGUAAAACUUCUGCACGCUUACUUUUCUUGGAUGCAACUAUUCGUGUUAUUUCAAGAGUUUUGAGUCGAAUUAUUACAAAUUUUUGUCAGUUUGUACUUUAAAGUGUUUUUUUCCUUGUUUUAAAGCUUCAGGGGUGUGUAACAAGUCACAAUGUGUACAAUAUGCAAACUUGUCAAGCACAUGUUUUUAAGUGCUGCUGGUUUAUAUUUCAGCUGUAAAACUUAAAAUAAUCUAGCAUUUUCUUAUAAAUGUUGCUUGUAUUUCUUUGUUAUGGAUGUUUGGUCAGUUUUAAUAAAAUUCUUAUGUUUUAAAAACGUA
Molecule: messenger RNA, 4516 nt
Organism: Amphiprion ocellaris (clown anemonefish)
Lineage: Eukaryota; Metazoa; Chordata; Actinopteri; Pomacentridae
Gene: arhgap45b
Product: Rho GTPase activating protein 45b
Exons: 24
Coding region: 195-4019 (1274 amino acids)
Biological process (GO): activation of GTPase activity; signal transduction
Cellular component (GO): membrane
Molecular function (GO): GTPase activator activity
Source: RefSeq, a predicted model, not a curated record